GUUUGUUGGACUUCUGUCAAACACAGUAAAAGCGAGCGAGCGGAAACAACUAGCGUAGAAGCGCCGCUGCAGAGACCGAGACCUCUUCUUGUACGCAUUUUUACAGCAAACGAAAAAAAGAGUGAAAUAUAACCACUUCCAAAACAAUGGAGGAAUACAUCGAUCUGUCCGGUGAUGGGGGCGUGCAGAAGCGCAUCCUACAGGAAGGUACCGGCGACGAGACGCCAUCGAAAGGAUGUUCCGUGUCACUGCACUACACCGGCACACUCGACGCCGAUGGCAAGAAGUUCGACUCGAGCCGGGACCGCAACGAACCGUUCCAGUUCGACCUCGGUACCGGUGGGGUUAUCAAGGCGUUCGAUAUUGGCGUCGCAUCGAUGAAGCUGGGCGAACGGUGCAUCCUGAAGUGUGCGCCCAAGUACGCGUACGGCAGUUCCGGCAGCCCGCCCAACAUACCGCCGAACGCGACGCUCAACUUCGAGCUGGAAAUACUCGGCUGGAAGGGUGCGGAUCUGAGCCCCAAGUCGGACGGUGGCAUACAGCGAUUCAUACUCCGGGCCGGCACGAGCCGGAAGCAUCCGAAGAGUGGCGACCUGGUGAAGGUGCAUCUGGUCGGACGCCACGAGGGCCGCGUAUUUGAGGAGCGCGAUGUGGAGUUCUGCAUGGACGAGGGAAAGGAGUUUGGUGUGGUGGCGGGCGUGGAGGUGGCACUGGAAAGCUUCAGCAAAACGGAAAUGAGUCGGCUGGUGCUAAAGCCGGCGUACGCGUUCGGUGCGGAAGGUAACAGCGAGCUCGGUGUCCCGCCCAAUGCCACCGUCGAGUAUACGGUCACGUUGAACGAUUUCGAAGUGCUGGCGAACCGGUCAAUGAUGACGCAGGAGGAAAUGACUGCCCAGGCGAAGCUGCUGCGUGAAAAGGCCACCAAGUACCUGAAGGAGGACAAGCACGAGCUGGCGCUGAAGCUGUAUAACAGUGCGCUGUCGUACCUGACCGAUCAGUCGGCCGAGGCGGACGCGAUGAAGUUGGCCAUACACCUCAACAAAGUUCUGUGCCACCAAAAGAUGAAUGCGCACGACGAGGCCAAGCUUGCGUGCGCUGAAGCGUUGAAGGUGGACAGCAAAAACGUUAAAGCGCUGUACAGGCGAGGCAUGUCCAAUCUGGCGCUGGAAGACUUAGAUAAGGCCCUGCAGGACUUUUCUGCCGUGUUGGAAAUCGAACCGGAAAACAAAGCAGCCCUUAACCAGGUGGCGAUUUGCAAGCACAAGAUCAAAGCCUACAACGAUCAGCAGAAGAAGGUGUUUGCGAACAUGUUUACGAAGUUUGCGCAGAGUGACUCGAAGUAAAUACAAUUAUUUGCUGUUAAUUUCCAAGUGCCUGUCCUUGGAGGCACCAACGCAGAACACAAAUUGGACUGAAUUAGAAUCAAAGAUAGAACCCAGCACGGAAAAUUGCAUUAGGAGGGAAAACAGCUACACUCACACACCUUCACCUGCCUCUUCUUUCGCUGACUAAUAAAAACCCCGCCACUGAUACUCACACAAACAAAUCCCGUCCCACAAAAAAAAAAAACGUAUCCUUUCGCCAGAAAGCACAGGAGGAGCAGAGCCGCCAGCCGGAUGUGAUGAAGCAAAAGUUUGGCGAGUGGGGUGACGACGAACGCGAGCACGAGCCGACACGCUUCGAGCAGGAAAACCCGGACGUCAUCAUGCUGAACGAUUUGCACAAGCAGUUCCGGAACAUGUGAGCUGCUUCCGUCGUUCGUCGCCAAUAGCAACCGGUUGUUCGCCGCAUGAAGUAGGAGCAGUGAUUAACUAACACCGGCACCAUCCGUAUGACGAUAUAGAACGGAGCAAAUCUUUUGAAUAGAUCUUUUUACUUCCAAGGAAGGAAGACAUCGUGGUGUAUAAGACGUUGUGGAGCCGAAAAACACACACACGCAAGCUCUAUAUUUUUUGCUAUCGUAGGUUUGGGGAAAGGAGAAGAAUGCGCGAACGGGCAAGUAAAUUACGAACUGCAUUGUGGAUCGCUGAGUGUAGUGGGUAGAACGUAAUAAACUCGAAACAAACUAUUC
Messenger RNA from Anopheles stephensi (Asian malaria mosquito), 2071 nucleotides. It is a transcript of the gene Fkbp59, whose product is annotated as FK506-binding protein 59. Bases 147 to 1343 code for a protein of 398 amino acids. Gene Ontology annotation, molecular function: protein binding; peptidyl-prolyl cis-trans isomerase activity. The transcript is spliced from 4 exons. The record is from RefSeq and is a predicted model, not a curated record. NCBI's taxonomy places the organism in Eukaryota, Metazoa, Arthropoda, Insecta, Diptera, Culicidae.